GCCGUGUGAGCCUGCGGGGCCAUGGAGCGCUCGCCGCCCGACGGGCUGCUGAACGCGUCUGGGGCGCUGGCGGGAGAGACGGCGGCGGCGGGCGGAGCGCGCGGCUUCUCGGCCGCCUGGACCGCGGUGCUGGCCGCGCUCAUGGCGCUGCUCAUCGUAGCCACGGUGCUGGGCAACGCGCUGGUUAUGCUCGCCUUCGUGGCCGAUUCGAGCCUCCGCACCCAGAACAACUUCUUUCUGCUCAACCUCGCCAUCUCCGACUUCCUCGUGGGGGCCUUCUGCAUCCCACUGUAUGUGCCCUAUGUGCUGACCGGUCGCUGGACCUUUGGCCGGGGUCUCUGCAAGCUGUGGCUGGUGGUGGAUUACCUGCUGUGCACCUCUUCUGUCUUCAACAUCGUGCUCAUCAGCUAUGACCGCUUCCUGUCAGUCACACGAGCUGUCUCGUACCGGGCCCAGCAGGGUGACACAAGACGGGCGGUGCAGAAGAUGGCGCUGGUGUGGGUGCUGGCCUUCCUGCUGUAUGGGCCAGCCAUCCUGAGCUGGGAGUACCUGUCGGGUGGCAGCUCCAUUCCCGAGGGCCACUGCUAUGCUGAGUUCUUCUACAAUUGGUAUUUCCUCAUCACGGCAUCCACACUCGAGUUCUUCACACCCUUCCUUAGUGUCACCUUCUUCAACCUCAGCAUUUACCUGAACAUCCAGAGGCGUACCCGCCUCCGGCUAGAUGGGGCCCGUGAGGCCGGCCCCGAACCCCCAUCCGAGCCCCAGCCCUCGCCACCCCCACCACACCCUAGCUGCUGGGGCUGCUGGCCAAAGGGGCAUGGGGAGGCCAUGCCACUGCACAGGUAUGGGGUGGGCGAGGCAGGCCCUGGCACCGAGGCUGGGGACGCAGCCCUUGGUGGUGGCAGUGGUGGGGGUGCCACGGCCUCACCCACCUCCAGCUCCGGCAGUUCUUCCAGGGGCACUGAGAGGCCACGCUCACUCAAAAGAGGCUCCAAGCCAUCGGCGUCCUCGGCGUCACUGGAGAAGCGCAUGAAGAUGGUGUCUCAGAGUAUUACCCAGCGCUUCAGGCUGUCAAGGGACAAGAAGGUGGCCAAGUCACUGGCUGUCAUUGUGAGCAUCUUCGGGCUCUGCUGGGCGCCGUACACGCUCCUGAUGAUCAUCCGAGCUGCCUGCCAUGGCCACUGUAUCCCCGACUACUGGUAUGAGACAUCCUUCUGGCUCCUGUGGGCCAACUCAGCUGUGAACCCCGUCCUCUACCCGCUGUGCCACUACAGCUUCCGCCGAGCCUUCACCAAGCUGCUCUGCCCCCAGAAGCUGAAGGUUCAGCCCCAUGGCUCCCUGGAGCAGUGCUGGAAGUAAGCCAGCCACCUGUGCCCUUCUGCAGUCACACUCCUUGUGCCCCGUUUCCUGGGCAGCCCCUGCCUGGCUCGCCUCUCCCCCGCAGGAGGUGAGCCUCGCCUUGUCUGUGGCCCACCCUAAAUAUGCCAUGACAGCCUCUCUGAGUCAUUUGCCCUGCAGUGGGGACGGCCUGGUGGGCUGACUGGGGACCUCAUUGGCUGAACUGGAGUGUGGGCUGACCCUACUACCCACAUCCUGCUU
Molecule: messenger RNA, 1599 nt
Organism: Castor canadensis (American beaver)
Lineage: Eukaryota; Metazoa; Chordata; Mammalia; Rodentia; Castoridae
Gene: Hrh3
Product: histamine receptor H3
Biological process (GO): chemical synaptic transmission; G protein-coupled receptor signaling pathway, coupled to cyclic nucleotide second messenger; adenylate cyclase-inhibiting G protein-coupled acetylcholine receptor signaling pathway
Cellular component (GO): dendrite; plasma membrane; synapse
Molecular function (GO): G protein-coupled acetylcholine receptor activity; G protein-coupled serotonin receptor activity; histamine receptor activity
Source: RefSeq, a predicted model, not a curated record